Molecule: messenger RNA, 3039 nt
Organism: Uncinocarpus reesii 1704
Lineage: Eukaryota; Fungi; Ascomycota; Eurotiomycetes; Onygenales; Onygenaceae
Exons: 4
Coding region: 1-3039 (1012 amino acids)
Molecular function (GO): ATP binding; ATP-dependent chromatin remodeler activity
Source: RefSeq, a predicted model, not a curated record
AUGGAGUCUCCAGCUCUACUUCAGAGGUUUGUGUGGCUCUUGCAGAAGGCUAUUGCAGUCACUCAUUUUUCCGAGUGGAUUGAUGUCACCUCUGUCCAAGGACAGAAUCGCCUAGGAUGCGUUCUUUGUGCUCCUCCAAAGCCACGUUUGACUUGGGCACGAAAUGAAAAAGAUCGAAUCUGUGCAUAUGAGCACCCUGAAGACGCAGCUCUCUACGAGCGCAGUGUCAAGAACCGACCAGCGCCUUUCCUCGGAUUCAUGUUGCGCGAUGAAAAGUCGUAUGUGCAUUUACGGAUCUGUUUAAAUAUUCUUACGCUUCUUCACCAAGCGGUUGGCAAUAUGCCGCGCGCCCUUUACGAGCCGUCACUAAAAUGGCGCUUGUGCAUUGAUACGACAGGAUUCGUGCGCCAACGGCUCCCAAAGCUGGUUGAAACGAAUAAUAAAGGUGACAUCGAAAAUGCUCAGCCUCCAGGCUUCCGAAACCACAUGCUUCGCCCAGAACAAUUGCGGUCCCUGACGUGGAUGCGGUCUCGGGAGAGUGAUAAAGUCCCCAAUUUCGAAGAAGAGGAAGUAGUUGAAGCGUUAUUACCGGUUAUCAACUGGCGGGCUGAAGGCAAGGCAACUGCUAGAAAGCUGGUACGAGGCGGGAUCCUUGGUGACGACGUGGGCUAUGGCAAGACAGCAAUUUCACUUGGUCUGAUCGACACACAAUUCGACAGCGACUCAAAAUCCGUUCCUGACAAUGCGAAUGCGGCAAUUCCAGUCAAGGCAACUCUGAUUGUGGUACCACAUCAUUUGUUUGACCAGUGGCUAAGGGAGAUCCGCAAGUUUCUAGGGUCAAAAUACCGCAUUCUGCAAAUCAAGACGCUCACUGCAUUUCGUUCUCUGAACAUUAGAGAGGUUGAAAAGGUGGAUAUUGCGUUGGCGUCUGCUUCUGUAUUUCGGGGCAACAAUUACUAUGAGUUGAUGCGAAUGUUUGCUGCCACACCCGAAGUCCCCCAAGGGGAUGGUCGUGUGUUUGAUGAAUGGCUUCAGGAUGCUUUGAACGGCGUUCGAGAUCAUGUCCGUCUCUUGCGCACCCACGGGAGCCUUGACGUGUGUACCAGUAUCCAGGCAAAGAACGAACAACUACAAACCGAAGCUGUUGUUUCAAAAUACAAUCCCUCUAAAAGACUGAAGGGACAAAGGCUCCAGGAUCAUUUGGCGAAGUCGAAUAUAUCUCCAAUGGCGAAAAACGAAAAACCGGAGGCGAAGGACAAUCAAUACAGCAGCGAUCACUCAAAGAUAGUCUCUGGUUUACCGGUUGCUCACAAGGCCACUGACGGGGUAUUCUACUUUCAUGAUGCCAAAUACGAUUGGAAACGCGUUCGCAAUCCUUUUAUUCAUAUGUUUGAAUUCACUCGCUUAGUCAUUGAUGAAUUCACUUACUCGAAGGAAAGGAGUUACUCUGCGGUGCUUUCGAUUCCUGCGCGAAGCAAAUGGAUUCUAUCUGGCACCCCGCCUUUGAAUGACUUUGCCGACGUGAAAUCUUUCUCUCCGUUCCUUGGAAUCAAUCUAGGGAUUGAUGAGGACGACAUCAAAAGAACCGAUAACGAAAGGUUAAAAGCAAUUCAACGCGACAGGACAGAGGUUGAGCAAUUUCAACCAUUCAUCACUCGACGCAGCGCUGCAUGGCAUAGGAGGCGGCACAAAAUGGCUCAAAACUUCCUUGACCAAUUUAUGCGAAAAAACGAGCCAGAGAUAGGCGAAAUCCCUUUCACUGAACACAUUUGCGAAGUAGUGCUAGCUCCUGCUGAACGCGCUCUCUACAUUGAGCUGUUCGUGCAGGUAAUGGCCCAGAACCUGAAAAUUCGAAGACAAGGAAGAGGAUUGUAUGACGCGGCUGAGAUCUCGCGCCUAAACCAGGUCAUCGGUGGUAGCGAUGGUCCGGAAGAGGCACUUGUGAAGCGGUGCUCUUUAUUUUCCCUCGACGACAUCAACGAUAACAACCCGCCCCCCGAUCCCGACGCGCCUGCCCCUGAGAAAAGAAAACUGGGGACAGGGAAUACUAUUUUAGAUGUCCGCUACAAAGAACUGAGAGAUUUGGGAGCCGAUUUGCAGACAAAAUUCAGGUUGGGGCUUUGGCUAAGAUCCAAACUCAGCGAUGACUCAAGAAAUCACUUUGAUAAGACCUUGAACCUCAUCGAAACAGACACUGGGGCAGGUGAAUUAGGUGAUUAUCUAGUGAGGAGAAUUAUCCAAAAAUGUCUUGAUUUUGCGAAAGCCAAUUCCAAGGAGGUGGAUGGUAACAAGUUCUACGCGACUGCACAAAUGGUAAGUAUUCCUCGAUCCCUUUGUGGACACGAGUUAAUGCUCUCACAGAAACGGCAAAAUGCAAGAGAAUCACGACCAGAGUUUCCAACCACUGAAAAAGCCAUCGUCCAAGACCUCAACAAUUGCAAUGAUAGUAUUCGUCGGUUAAUCGCUGAGACUCGUACACGAACCAGGGCGUCGAGAGUUUUUCAGACUAUUCGAUACUUCCAGACGUCCCCUCACGAUGCUGCCUAUCACUGCCAUUACUGCUGCAAAGUAGAGAGAAAUAGGAACCUUAUCUUCGUUCUGGGAGAAUGUGGACAUACGCUCUGCGGAGAAUGUCUUGAACUACGCAGAAGAAAAGGUGACUGUGGGUGUGAUGGUUGUACCGCGACCCUGGAGGGAUACAGAGUCAUUGAAGGAGGCGAUUUCGCGGAAGACGAAUCCCGAACGUUAGACGAAUCUUGGGCUGAUCUCGGAGGGAGCAAAAUGUUUGAACUUGUUAAGCUUCUUCAAGACACAAGCAGAAUCCCUGAAGAUGACCAGGUCUUACUUUUCGUUCAGUACGCCGACCUGAUUGCAGCCGUGUCCGCGGUGCUAGAAAAAGCCAACAUCCGUUAUAUGACAAUCACGUCGAAUGACCGUGUUGCAGGAAAAGCGUUGGCCGAUUUUCAAAAUGGAACCGAGGAAGUCAAAAGCAAGGUUCUUAUACUCGCGCUUGGAGACGUGACCGCUUCGGGACUGUAA